Linum tenue is the source of this 2665-nucleotide messenger RNA. The record is from the annotation of a GenBank genome assembly. NCBI's taxonomy places the organism in Eukaryota, Viridiplantae, Streptophyta, Magnoliopsida, Malpighiales, Linaceae.
ACAUUGCCUUAUAGUAUUUUGUACACAAGGUCCCACAGGGAAAUCUCACUUCUUAUUUUCUUCCUUUCUCUUACGCCGCCGCUUGCGGCCGUUGGUCGAUGGACGUGGGACAAUGGCUACAACCCAUCAAUUCCCUCCUACCUAACCUUCUUCUUGACCCGAUUGUAUUUCAUCAGCAGCGAAAAAGUCCCCAUUUUUAUGUAUAGUGAAGAAUUUUCGGCCCUUAUAAGAGAGGAAUCUCCAUCCUUCGUCUCUUCUCUCUCGAUUCGGUUUCGGUUUGAUUUCAAAUUUGCGAACUCAGCCAUGGCUCCCAGCAAGCCCCAUUCCACUGUUGCUUCUGGUGAUGCCAAUGUCCCAUGCUCACGUCCUGAAAACGGAGUCAGCGAAUUUAGUGAUUCACUGUCGCUGUUCCAUUCGGAGAAGGCAGUGCAGGAGCUUCUUCAGCAGACUCCAAUCCUAGGCACUGAUGAUCAUCUUAUAGAGUUUUCUGAGGCUCUAAGAACUGUUGCGAAGGCAUUGAGACGAGCAGCUGAAGGAAAGGCUUCAGCUCAGGCCGAAGCUGCUGAAUGGAAGCGUCGAUAUGAACUGGAGAUGGCUCGUAAUCAUAAAGGUUUUUUGAAUGAAACAUCUCACCGGGAGCAGUAUAAUGAUAUUGAUUGUCAAAGACCAGAAACCUCAACCAACCUAUCUGGAACAGGAAAUCAGACAAACGGAAAAUCUGAAGACUUCUUGGUAAAUGGUAUUUGCUCUCACCAAAUUCUACAGGAUGGAGCGGCCAGCCCUGAAGCAAAAGCAGUUCAAAACAGAAUGAUGAGAAAGAAGAUACCUAAUUCAGUCGUCCAAAUUUCUACCCUGAAACAGGCAUCUUUCAAGCUUUCCUGGUGGUGCAAGGGGGAUAAUGGCGAUCAGCACAAACACGAUAUUGUAUCAUUUGAAAAAGGAAACAUCACAACUGCAGGGCGCACCAGUAAGCAGAUUUCUUUGAAGUGGGAGUCCAACCCACAGACUGUGCUUAUUUUGACCAAACCAAAUUCGGUUUCUGUUCGCAUUCUAUGUGCACAAAUGGUCAGAUGGUUGAAAGAGCAUCAGAAGUUGAAUAUUUUUGUCGAACCACGAGUGAUCUCUGAACUUCUGGCUGAAUCAUCUUAUUUCAGCUUCGUGCAGACUUGGAAAGAUGAUUCAGAAAUUUCACGCCUGCACUCAAAGGUUGACCUUGUGGUAACUCUUGGUGGCGAUGGCACUGUUCUUUGGGCUGCGUCAAUGUUCAAAGGACCAGUCCCUCCUAUCGUCCCAUUCUCUUUAGGCUCUCUUGGCUUCAUGACACCAUUCCAUAGUGAGCACUACAGGGAUUGCCUAGAUUCUAUUCUGAGGGGUCCAGUCAGCAUAACACUGCGGCACAGGCUGCAGUGCUACGUCAUUAGAGAUGCAGCUAAGAACGAGUACGAGACUGAGGAACCGAUACUCGUGCUUAACGAGGUAACAAUUGACCGCGGGAUAUCGUCGUACCUUACGAAUCUGGAAUGCUACUGUGACAACUCAUUUGUCACGACUGUUCAAGGAGACGGUUUGAUUUUAUCCACUACAUCUGGAAGCACUGCAUACUCGUUGGCAGCUGGAGGAUCAAUGGUUCACCCACAGGUGCCUGGGAUUCUGUUCACACCAAUUUGCCCGCAUUCCUUGUCAUUUCGGCCUCUGAUACUUCCAGAGAACGUCACUGUACGAGUGCAAGUUCCUUUCAAUAGCAGGAGCCCUGCUUGGGCAUCCUUUGAUGGGAAGGACAGGAAACAGCUGGCAGCUGGCGAUGCUCUUGUGUGCAGCAUGGCGCCCUGGCCUGUCCCCACUGCCUGUUCCGCGGAUUCCAUGGGAGACUUCCUUCGCAGCAUCCAUGAGGGACUCCAUUGGAACUUGAGAAAAACUCAGUCUUUCGAUGGGCCACGGGAAUCAUGAGAUCAGUAAGUUAGUUAAAUGUUCGAUAUUUUUAAUUAUCAUGAUUAUGAUGAUGAAAAGAAUGUAGGAGGAAAUGAGACUUGAUAUACAUCAGGAUAUCGAACUGGCGACUGGAUUUGUUAGGUCUGUAAUGUAGAGAAUAGAGCUUACAGUUUAUUAAAAUACGUAGAAUUGUAACGUAGAGAGGAAGCGAAAUAAGAUUGAUAUUUGGAUUUCAUACAUCUUGUGUAUGGAAACUCCUUUGCAGCAAUUCAUCCUGUUUUCAAGGUCUCGAUUUCGGAACGCUUCUGCAGUCCGGUGUUGUGGCCGAUUUGGGAAAUUGUACUUUGUUGAGAUGGAAUAUUUGCAUAUGAACAAUCCUAUUGAGAAGCUUUUGUCUGUGAGAUUGGUAUGGUUGUUGGAUAUGCAAACAUUCUCCCUUUUGCACUCUUCCAUUAAAGUCUUUACCUUUUCUUUUGCAUCAGUUUGAGCCAAGUUGAGCAUAUUAUUAUCCAACAUGGGCAUGUGUGUACCAUGAGAUAGGUGAAACUAAGGAUGGUUCUUUUCUGCACAUGCAUUCCUUGCAAAAGGGUCAAACAGAACCCUUCGUUGUCAUGCAAAGGAAAAAGACCAGAAGACUCGGUCCAGUUUCCAGUAAGGAAAAAAUGACCUGGAUCUGAGCUAUGAAAAGUCUGGAUUCAGAAAUGACAUUGGGACGGGUCGUAAAUAUUGUCCUUUG